UCCUUCCCAACCUCGCGCUUUCUUCCCUUCCCCAUCGGAGACAUAGCCCAUUGUACCCACUCGGCUUUGUCCUUCACCCUCACCAUCACAAGCCCUACCGAACUUUCCACUUGCGCGCAUAUCGAUAUUGCAUCAUCAAUUGGACCCUUUGAACGUUGAGGCGUUGCAACAUUGAAGCUUAGUGCCAUUGUUUUGAUUUUGGAUAUCCACAUUCCUACCUACAUUGCUAUAACAACACCGCAACUGCCCCAUCCCAAACAAACACUCGCAUCACACCACAAUAUGGAGCGCACACCCUCGCCGCCCCGUCGCAUCCACACCCCGCCGGCGCCCCUGCAUGGAGACACCUACGAGCCGUUUUCACCGCGCCGAUCGAGCAGAGUGGCCGCCCAACGCGAUAUUCACUCUCACCAACAGGAGCGGUCCACCCCACGGACCAGGCGCGACAUCACACCAACGGCCUCGUCGUCUAAGCGGUCUGCUGCCCGCGCAAACGCUUCCUUCGCCCUGUCGCCGCCAUCCUCGCCUGUAACCUCACAACAACCGCGCUCCCCACGCUCGAUCCGUCGCGCGCCCUUGGACCUCAAUCCGCUCGACUCUGACUCCGACAACGCCGCACCAACUUCUUCUCGGCGUACUCUGUUCGCAAACAUGGCUCCGGGAAUGCUUCCUACUCCAGCCAAGACACCCCGCAAGCGUCGCGUUGAAGACGUCAGCUCCACCGCCCGCGUCUUGUUCCCUACCAAUCGCCCAUCCACCAUCGAAGAAGCCAUGCCGACGCCGCGCAAAGGCCGCAAGACAAAGAACCUCUACACCCUAGAGAGCUUUGCUGAGCAAAUGGACGAGACUACCGAGAAGAUUCCCAUCUUCACCGACUCCAAGGAACGGGUACCUACUCCCGGCGCUCAGACUGAAGAGAACCCGUUCAUCACCGUCAAGGGCAAGGGCAAGGCAAAGGCUACUCCUCAAAAGUCAAGGAAGCUGGUCGACCGAAAGACAGCUAAGAUGGAGGCUGCCGCCGACCGUGACGAAGGCAUGGUGUACAUCUUCCGAGGUCGCAAGGUCUUCCGCAAGUUCCACGACGACGCACCGUCCGGCGCCUCAGAUGCAGAGCAAGACGAUGAGCUCUCCGCUGAUGACAAGCAAGUGCGCCGCCAAAUUGGCGUUGAGGCACGCCGCCCGCUCACUCGUUCGUCUAUCAAGCCGAAACUUUUGUUCCAGGCCGAGAUCAAAGAACGCAACCGCGCGCAGGGCAUUGAGACUGAUGACGAGGAGGCCACCACCGAAGUCGACGAGGCAGUCGCAACCCCGAGCCGUAGGAAAGGAAAGAGCGUCGUGCCAACUCCAUCGUUGGCCACGACGCCGCCGCCUACGACUCGCAAGCUCAAGAAGGAGAUCUCAUUUGACUCUUGGUCGCGCGUCAAGUCAGCCCACAGCUCAAGCAGCUCAGUCAAGACAUCCAAGAAGCGCAGCGGUGAACCGCUCGAGCGCGAGGCAGCAGACAAGCGAGCUCGCAGUGAGCACUCAACCUCCUCCAUGUCAUUCGGCAGCAUCUAACGGUGCUCCAGCCCGUUCGUCUUGAAUGAGCAUCAGUGUCUUGAAGACAUCUUAGCUUGUCCUCUUCUGCAUCAGGUCCUUUGUGACUGAUUGUUUGCAUAGCGAGCGUUUGCUUUUUGUGUUCUUUGACAUCAAGGAACAGGAUCAGGAUACCCACGAUUACAUUAGCAUCACGAAAGGGUGCGCAUACUGACGGCCUUUAAUGUAUGUUUAGCAAUGGAAGGUAGUAAGACCUUCUUUGCUGCUCUGGCAUUGUAAUCGGUGUUCUUUUUUUCUGGCUAUAUAAAUAGCCCCAUGGUUAGUAAGUAGAUAGGGUACUUCAACUGCCGAUCAAGGUAUGCGGUAGUUUGGUGUUUGGGAGUUCUUUCUCAUUAGACACCAACACAGCAUGCAGCGGUUGCAGAUUGAAAUGAAUGUAAUGGGAGGAAAGGACAGGAACCAUAGUAUAGAUCAAGGAAAAUAUGAGUG
Alternaria alternata is the source of this 2025-nucleotide messenger RNA. RefSeq lists its product as hypothetical. The record is from RefSeq and is a predicted model, not a curated record. The transcript is spliced from 3 exons. Lineage: Eukaryota; Fungi; Ascomycota; Dothideomycetes; Pleosporales; Pleosporaceae. Bases 283 to 1557 code for a protein of 424 amino acids.